Molecule: messenger RNA, 3472 nt
Organism: Corvus hawaiiensis (hawaiian crow)
Lineage: Eukaryota; Metazoa; Chordata; Aves; Passeriformes; Corvidae
Gene: HDAC5
Product: histone deacetylase 5
Exons: 27
Coding region: 130-3405 (1091 amino acids)
Biological process (GO): negative regulation of transcription by RNA polymerase II; chromatin organization
Cellular component (GO): histone deacetylase complex
Molecular function (GO): histone deacetylase activity
Source: RefSeq, a predicted model, not a curated record
GCGGGGCGCGCGCCGGGCGGCACCGGGGGGACCCCAGGGCUCCCGGGCGGCGCGGGCACAGCCCCGGUGCCCCGGCCGGCGCUGACGGACACGCGCCUCUCCGAGCCCCCCCGGCACCCGCCGGCCACCAUGGACCCCCAGAGCGACACAGAGGGGGGGUCCGGCCGUGAGCCCCCGCUGGAGCUCCUGCCCCGUGUCCCGCUGCACGCUUCCCUGCCCGCCCCAGGGCCGGAGGGGCCGGAGGGGCCGGGGCCGGAGGCGGGGGUGGACGCGGGGCUGGCGGCGGCGCGGGAGCGGCAGCUGCAGCGGGAGCUGGUGGCCCUGAAGCAGCAGCAGCAGCUCCAGAAGCAGCUGCUCUUCGCCGAGUUCCAGAAGCAGCACGAGCACCUCACCCGCCAGCACCAGGUCCAGCUGCAGAAGCACCUCAAGCAGCAGCAGGAGGCCCUGGCCGCCCGCCGGCAGCAGGAGCUGGAGCAGCAGCGGCAGCGGGAGCGGCAGGAGCUGGAGCAACAGCGCCUGGAGCAGCUCCAGAGCCUGCGCCCCAAGGACCGGGGCCGUGACAGUGCCAUUGCCAGCACGGAGGUGAAGCUGAAGCUCCAGGAGUUCCUGCUCAGCAAGACGAAGGAGCCGGGCCCUGGCCCCCCCAACCAUUCCCUCCCCCAGCACCCCAAAUGUUGGGCUCACCACACCUCGUUGGACCAGAGUUCCCCCCCCCAGACUGGCAGCCCGGGGACCCCCCCAUCCUACAAGCUCCCCCUCCUCGGCACCUACGACGGCCGGGAUGAUUUCCCGCUCCGGAAAACCGCCUCGGAGCCCAACCUGAAGGUGCGGUCGCGGCUGAAGCAGAAGGUGGCGGAGCGGAGGAGCAGCCCCCUCCUGCGGCGCCGCGACGGCUCCGUGCUCAGCGCCUUCCGCAAGCGCCACGUCGAGAUCACCGUGUCGUCGGUUUGCAGCAGCGCCCCCGGGUCGGGGCCCAGCUCCCCCAACAGCUCCCACGGUGCCCACAACGGCCUGGCCGCCUCUGUCCCCAACAUCCACAGUGAGCAGCUCCUGCCCCAGCCCCGCGCCCUGGCCCUGGACGGGGCCCAGCUCAGCCUCUACACGUCCCCGUCGCUGCCCAACCUGUCCCUGGGGCUGCAGGCCACUGUCACCGUCACCAGCGCCCACCUCCCCGCGUCCCCCAAGCUGUCGCCGCAGGCGGAGGGCGAGCGGCCGGGGGUGCCCCCGGGGGUGUCCCCGCUGCGCCCCGGGGCCGCCCUCACCGGGAAGUUCCUGAGCACAUCCUCGAUCCCGGGGUGCCUGCUGGGGGUGGCCCUGGACGGAGACGCCCCGGCCGGGCCCCCGUCGCUGCUGCAGCACGUGCUGCUGCUGGAGCAGGCGCGGCAGCAGAGCACCCUCAUUGCUGUGCCCCUGCACGGGCAGUCCCCGCUGGUGACGGGGGAGCGCGGGGGGGGUCCCCGUGGGAACAAACUGCCGCGACACCGGCCCCUGAGCCGCACCCAGUCGUCCCCGCUGCCCCAGAGCCCCCAGGCCCUGCCCCACGGCCCCCUCCAGCACCACUUCCUCGACAAGCAGCAGGUCCAGCUGGGCAAGCUGCUCCCCAAGGGGGGGGAGCUGGCCCGGCAGCCCCCCACCCACCCCGAGGAGACAGAGGAGGAGCUGACGGAGCAGCAAUCGCCCCCCCCGGGUGAGAGGGGCCCCCCCGGGCCCCCCCCUCGGCCCCCCCCUCGCCCUCGUGUCCCCAGAGCCCGGGGACCCCCCGGAGCAGCCGCAGGACCCCGAGGGCUGCCAGGAGCCGGCGAUGACUCGGAAGGGUCGGUGACUCAUCCCCCCCUCUGUCCCCUGUCCCCGCCACCCCCGCGCUGUGACCCCCCUGUCCCCUGCCGUGACUCAUCCUCCCCUCGCCCCCCCCCGGGCCGUGGGGCUGACGGGGUGGGGUCCCCCCAGAUGUACCCCGAGGUGCCGCUGCAGCUCUUCCCCGCGCCCCCCCUGGGGGUCCUGGCUCUGCCCCACCCCGCCCUCGCCCGAACCCAAUCGUCCCCUGCCAGCGUCAAACCCCCCCCGCCCGAGGGGCCCCCCAAGCACCUCUUCACCACAGGCGUGGUGUACGACACGUUCAUGCUGAAGCACCAGUGCACCUGUGGGAACACCACCAUCCACCCCGAGCAUGCCGGGCGCAUCCAGAGCAUCUGGUCCCGGCUGCAGGAGACGGGGCUGCUCGGGAAGUGCGAGCGGAUCCGGGGCAGGAAGGCGACGCUGGAGGAGAUCCAGACGGUGCACUCGGAGCACCACGCGCUGCUCUACGGCACCAGCCCCCUGAACCGCCAGAAGCUGGACAGCAAGAAGCUGCUGGGUCCCAUCACGCCGAAGACGUACACGGUGCUGCCGUGCGGGGGCAUUGGGGUGGACAGUGACACGGUGUGGAACGAGCUGCACUCGUCCAGCGCGGUGCGCACGGCCGUGGGCUGCCUGCUCGAGCUGGCCUUCAAGGUGGCCGCGGGUGAGGUCAAGAAUGGCUUCGCCGUCAUCCGCCCCCCAGGCCACCACGCCGAGGAGUCCACGGCCAUGGGCUUCUGCUUCUUCAACUCGGUGGCCAUCUCGGCCAAGCUGCUGCAGCAGCGGCUCAGCGUGGGCAGGAUCCUCAUCGUGGACUGGGACAUCCACCACGGGAACGGGACCCAGCAGGCCUUUUACAGCGACCCCCACGUGCUCUACAUCUCCCUGCACCGCUACGAUGAUGGCAACUUCUUCCCGGGCAGCGGGGCCCCCGAGGAGGUGGGCAGCGGGCUGGGCGUGGGCUACAACAUCAACAUCGCCUGGACCGGCGGCGUGGACCCCCCGAUCGGGGACGUGGAGUACCUGACAGCCUUCAGGACGGUGGUGAUGCCCAUCGCCAACGAGUUCUCCCCGGACGUGGUGCUGGUCUCUGCCGGCUUCGACGCCGUCGAAGGCCACCUGUCCCCGCUCGGUGGCUACUCUGUCACCGCCAAGUGUUUCGGGCACCUGACGAAGCAGCUGAUGAUGCUGGCGGGGGGCCGGGUGGUGCUGGCGCUGGAGGGGGGGCACGACCUGACGGCCAUCUGCGACGCCUCCGAGGCCUGCGUCACCGCCCUGCUCGGCCUCGAGCUGGAGCCCCUGGACCCGGCCCUCCUGCAGCAGAAGCCCAACGUGAACGCGGUGGCCACGCUGGAGAAGGUCAUCGAGAUCCAGAGCCAGCACUGGGGCUGUGUCCGGCGCUUCGCGGCCACUGUGGGCCGGUCCCUGCUGGAGGCGCAGCGCGGGGACACCGAGGAGGCCGAGACGGUGACAGCCAUGGCCCUGCUGUCGGUGGGCGCCGAGCAGGGCGGGGCAGACCCCCAGCCCAGGCCGGCGGAGGAGCCGAUGGAGGCCGAGCCCACGCUCUGACCCGCCCGGAUCAUCCGGAAAAACCGAGGAACACCCGGAAGAGAUGAAAAACACACACACACACACA